This is a messenger RNA of Zea mays, 2490 nucleotides long. RefSeq lists its product as uncharacterized. Lineage: Eukaryota; Viridiplantae; Streptophyta; Magnoliopsida; Poales; Poaceae. Bases 837 to 2126 code for a protein of 429 amino acids. Gene Ontology annotation, molecular function: minor groove of adenine-thymine-rich DNA binding. The transcript has 5 exons. The record is from RefSeq and is marked validated.
CUUUGCUUCCUCUCUGGCUCUCUCUCACAUGCCUGCCUACUACUCCCUCAAGCAAGCAAGCAAGCAAGCUGCAAGAGGUCAGGAGGAGCCGUGACUGUGAGUGAGCGGCGUCUGGUGUGAACUGUGAAGUGAGGACUUGUUGGAGGAGGACGGAGCGCGGAGGGUCAUGGCAUGGUGAUGGACCUGCUGCUCCCCCUCACUUUGCCCCUAGGUACCGUACAGGCGUGCGCGCGGGCAUCAGUCACCACCCCUUCCUAACUCCCACCAAAUCUCUCUCCCCUGCUUUCCGCUUUCUCCCACUGUCUCUCUCUCUCUUGAUUUUUUUAUCUGUCUUCUAGCUCCAGAUUUCAAAAAAUUAUUAUCUCUUGUGAGCAACUUAUAGCUGACUACUAGCUGAGACUAAGGCCCUGUUCCAAUCUCGUGAGAUAAACUUUAGCAGCUUUUUUUUAGCUACUUUUAGCCAUUUGUAGUCUAAACAGGAGAGCUAAUGGUGGCAAUUGAAACUAAACUUUAGCACUUCAACUCAUAUAGCUAAAGUUUAGCAGGAAGCUAAAGUUUAUCCCGUGAGAUUGAAACGGGACCUAAAAGGGUGCGGUUUCUGGCUUAACUUCCAUGUUACCGCUAGUGCUCUAGGCAGCCUUAGCUAGCCUCGCAGUCCUGGGAGGAGGAGAAGGACAAGGUCUCUGAUCAGCUCCAGCUUGUCUGGUCAAAGCUGAGGAGCCUGCUUGGGCUGCCUGUGAGUCCAAGCUCGACAGGACCACUGCCACUGUGAAGCACAGCGGCAGCGGCGACGAGACGAGGACGCGGAAGCUGCCAAGCGGAUAGAUCUACGCAAAAUGGAGACCAAGGACGUGUCGCCGCUUGCCGCCGCCGCCGCGGCGCCCGUGCUUGCACCGGCCUCUCAGCAGCAGCAGCAGCAGCCGCCCCAGCCGCAGCAGCACCACCACCAGCCACCGCAGCCGCAGCAUCAGCACCAGCACCAGCCGCCGCCGCCGCCGUUCCCGCAGCAGGCGGCCCCGGCGGCGGCCUCGUCGCCCGCCGCGUCCAUGCCCGGCGGCAUGCGCCUCUCGUUCGACCAUAUGCCCGGGAAGGCGCCCGGGGAGCAGCACCACCACCACCACCACGCGGCGCCGCCCAUGCUGUACGCGGCGCCACCGCAGGGCGCGGGUGCGCCGGGGGGCAGUGUGCUCGGCAUGGGCGAACUGAUGCGCAAGAAGCGCGGGCGGCCGCGCAAGUACGCGCCCGACGGGAGCAUGGCUCUGGCGCUGGCCCCCAUCUCUUCCGCCUCGGCCGGCGGCGGCGGCGGCGCCGCAGCCCCCGGGCAGCAGCAGCAGCACGGCGGGUUCUCCAUCGGUAGCCCCCCGUCCGACCCCAGCGCCAAGCGCCGCGGCCGGCCCCCCGGCUCCGGCAAGAAGAAGCAGUUCGAGGCCCUGGGUUCUUGGGGCAUCGCUUUCACCCCUCACAUCCUCGCCGUCAAGGCAGGCGAGGAUGUUGCUUCAAAAAUAAUGACAUUCUCACAGCAAGGCCCUCGCACAGUCUGCAUCCUCUCGGCGAAUGGCGCGAUUAGCAACGUUACGCUUCGGCAGCCAGCCACAUCUGGUGGACUAGUUACUUAUGAGGGGCGUUUCGAGAUAAUCUCGCUGUCCGGUUCUUUCCUGCUCGCGGAGGAUGGUGACACUCGCAGCAGGACUGGUGGCUUGAGCGUCGCGCUCGCGGGAUCUGACGGCCGAGUUCUUGGAGGGUGUGUCGCUGGAAUGCUUAUGGCUGCAACUCCUGUCCAGGUCGUGGUGGCUAGUUUUAUCGCAGAGGGGAAGAAAUCUAAGCCAGCCGAAGCGCGGAAGGUCGAACCGAUGGCUGCUCCCCCGCCGCCGCCGCCACAGAUGGCUGCCUUCGUGCCGGCUCCGGUGGCCACCAGCCCUCCGUCGGAGGGGACGUCCAGCGCGUCGUCUGAUGACUCCGGCAGCCCGAUCAACCACGGUGCGAUGCCGUUCAGCCACUCCAGUCAGCACCAGCACCCUCACCAGCACCAGCAGCACAUGCCGCCUGCCUACGCGUCCGGGGGCUGGUCCCUCUCGGUGCACCAGCAGAACAGGCAUGAUUCUGACAUGAAGAUGAUGUCGAACUAACAGGCGCCCCAUUCGUUGGUGUUUGGGCUGGAGAGGAAGGAAAGGAACCUGCUGAUGGUUAGGUUGGUACUGCUGCUAUGAAACGGUCCUCUUGCGCGUCGUCUGUGCUCUGGUCAGUGACGACGUGUCGAUCUGCUACUUAAGCUAAGCUAGCUAGGAGAGUUAGGGUUCAUGGUCUCACCCCCCGCUGUUGUGCCCCUGAGUAAGAUUAAUUUAAUUUGAAUUAGUCGCUCUCAUAAUGCUGCGAGUUGUGAUGGUUUCCUGAUCAGAUCUUCACCUUCUAGGCUAGUUAAAAUAUCAUUUCUCUAGUACUAUGGAUCAUGGAUUUACUUGGAUACUUGGGUUUAAUUCAGGAAUUUGAUCG